Molecule: messenger RNA, 4583 nt
Organism: Acyrthosiphon pisum (pea aphid)
Lineage: Eukaryota; Metazoa; Arthropoda; Insecta; Hemiptera; Aphididae
Product: lysine-specific demethylase 4C
Exons: 18
Coding region: 749-3799 (1016 amino acids)
Biological process (GO): regulation of gene expression; chromatin remodeling
Cellular component (GO): chromatin; nucleus
Molecular function (GO): histone H3K9 demethylase activity; histone H3K36 demethylase activity
Source: RefSeq, a predicted model, not a curated record
GAGUUUGAGUACAACAGUUUGAUCCCUUAUGUCUUAAUAAUAUUAAUUAAUACAAUACUAAUAAAGUCAUAAUAUAAUCCGCGGUCUACUGGAAUCAACGAUUGUUUCACAGUGACAUGGUAUGGGAUCCGGAUAUCGAACGUUUCACACCGGUACGAAUUCGUUGGCUGUGGCCUACGAGAUUUCCAGUGUUUUGGUAAUGGCGUUCGGCAACAACAACAAUAAUAACGUUUGUAAUCUGUAUAGAUAUACUUUUGUGGCUCUUUAAUCUUUAUAAUAAAGGCACCUUAUACAUGUUAUGUGUACCGUGAUCAUCUCGUCGUAGUCUAUUGGAAACUUAGAAGUUUGACGAUAAAUACGAAAUCAUAGCAACUAGUAAGUAGUAACCACAACGGUAUUUGCCGUGAAAGCAUCGAAGACUUCGCUAUCACAGAGCCGAAGAACAUCGCUGCGAGUCCGUUCGUUGGUGGUAAAAGUUUUCGUUGAAACGAUAGAUCCAGUCGAAUUUUCAUCUCGUCAAGUCCGAAGUAUUAUGGCCAUUCAUUGUUGAUUGAUACAUUCGUGUGUUACCAAGUUAGCAAAGAACCAAUACCAACUGCAGGUAUUGCGUUUGACCGAUGAGUCCGUCGGUGUCACCGUCGGACGGAUUGAAAGAAAAUAGAAUAUAGAUGCUGAACGACGCUUAGAUUAGGGAACGGCGUGUAACGUUCUAAUUUCUACAUAGAUACCUACAUCUUCAAAUUACAAGAUGUGUUCGAAUAAAAAUGCACCUAGAAUCAUGGUAUUUAGACCAACAUGGAAAGAAUUUCAAAAUUUUAGUAGCUAUAUUGAGCUGAUGGAAUCGCAAGGUGCUCAUAAGGCUGGCGUGGCAAAAGUUAUCCCACCACCUGAGUGGAUACCUAGAAAAAGAAGUUAUUAUGAAGAUGAUAUUAUGAAUUUGAAAAUUCCAGCUCCUAUAUGUCAAGUUGUACAAGGUAAGCAAGGACUUUAUCAACAACUUAAUAUACAAAAGAAACCUAUGACAGUAGGAGAUUACAAGUUAAUAGCUGAAUCUGAUGAGUAUAAGACACCUAACCAUUUUGAUUAUGGGGACCUUGAAAGAAAAUAUUGGAAAAAUAUAAUUUACAAAUCCCCAAUGUAUGGUGCAGAUGUAUCAGGAUCUAUUACCGAUAAAGAUGUUAAUGUUUGGAAUAUUAACAAACUAGGCACUAUACUGGAUUAUGUAAAUGAAGAUUAUGGUAUCAGCAUUGAAGGUGUUAAUACAGCUUAUCUGUAUUUCGGUAUGUGGAAAACUUCCUUUGCAUGGCAUACUGAAGACAUGGAUUUGUACAGUAUAAAUUAUAUACACGAAGGAUAUCCGAAGACAUGGUAUGCAAUACCUCCAGAAUACCUAUUUAAUAAAAUAACACAAGAACGAGGUGAGUUUAUGAUAACUUUCCCUUUUGGGUAUCAUGCUGGCUUUAACCAUGGCUUUAAUAUGGCGGAAUCGACAAACUUUGCAUCACCACGUUGGGUGGAGUAUGGGAAAAGAGCUUCACAGUGUCAUUGCCGUCAAGAUUCAGUGAAGAUCAGUAUGGACACAUUUGUUAAACGUAUACAACCGGAAAAGUAUGAAUUAUGGCUGCAAGGAAAUGAUAUUGGUACUCAUCCAGAAGAUCCUUCUCGUACUUUAGCAGCACCCUUGCCUAGUAAAUGUGACAUAUUAUGUAACAAGAACAAUACAGGUAUUCCAAAACUUUAUAUUGAAGCUGGUAGAAAACGUCAUCCUGUAACACAUAAAUUUUCAGAUUCUGAAUUGUCUAAUGAUACAACAAAUGACAAUAAAUGCAUAGAUGUAUCUUCAUCAACAAGUGUACAAGAGUUAGAUGAAAAAGAAUAUGAAGAUGAACAACUCAAUGAUGAACAGAGAGAAGUAAUGGAAGAUAUAUGGCUAAAAGCUGAUGAAAUGGAUGUCACUGAAGUAUCAUAUAACAAUGGAAGAUCUAGGCUUUUGAAUAAAAAUCAGUCAAUCUUGGAAGAUAUAGAAUUUACAAGUGAUAGUGAUUAUUGUGAUAGUUCAGAAAAAAAAAGUGCCAAGAAAAGAAAGACUAAAAAACGAGAAACAAAAAAGAAUUCAAAAUCUAAGAAAAAGAAAAUAUCUAAAUCAACUGAGAAAAAAAAUGUUCCUCUUGAUCAAACUAUUGACCAAACGAGUUCAACAACCAUUAGCAUCAAAGAGAGUGAUAAUAAUAUUAAAAAAGUAAUAACUGUAUCACCUAUAAAAUCUGAGAGUUUCAAUUCUUCGAAUAUUAAUAAAAUUACAGAAGAGGCUCGAGUGAAUAAAUAUCUCAAUAAGAGUAUUAAAAACUCAACAGUUCUUAACAAUACAUCAAACAAUGAUCGUUUAUUAUCUAAAAAAUGUGACAGUGUUAAUAAUAAUGCACAUUCAAAAGUAGUUAUAAUAAAACCAUUACCACCAAAUAACUGGGAAAAGCCCCAUAAUUCAUCUCUUACAAGUUUAAAUACCCAGGUUAAUACAAAAUAUCCACCUAAUUAUAUGUCUAAAGUAUUUAUGACUCCAACUCUAAAAUUAGUAGAUAUAAAAUCUACACAGAAAUUUUCAACUCUUGAACCUAUACAAAUUAAGGAUGCAGAAGAAUAUGUAAUUGAUGGUAUACCAAAUAAUAUAUGUGAUAUGAUAAACAAUUGUUGCUCAUUUGAGAUUGAGCAACUGUAUAAUGUAUUUAGAAGUAUGGAUGAUCCAUAUUGUUCAUUGUGUAUGAUGUUUAAUCGUCGUCAUAAGUUAACUUUCAACUUGGAUUGGCAAACCACAGCAACUAAUUUCAUGCAUCCAAAGUUACCCGACUUGCAGAAACCUAGCAAUGCAUUAUAUAAACAUGCACUUUCUGGCGGUGACAAAGGUUUUAAGGCAGAUCUUAUAAGAUGUGAAAAAUGUUAUUUGACAGUUCAUAAAGUGUGUUAUGGCAUUAAUGUAGACACAAGUAUACAUUGGUUGUGUGAUCGAUGCAUGAAAAACAAGAUGCUUGCUACUUGUGUAUACUGUCCUUUGAAAGGCGGGGCUCUAAAAGAAUUUAAAUUCAAUGCAUGGGCACAUGUUGAAUGUCAUCUACUUGUGCAUGGCAGUAGUCCAUUAACUGUCAAUACUUUUUCAACAGACUUUUCAACUAACCAAAAGUGUGUAAUAUGCAAUUUAACUUGUGGUAGUUGUUUUCGUUGCUCUGAGGGCGAUUGCAAUGCUUGGUUCCAUAUUUCUUGUGGAAUAUUUGCUGGAUUUGAUUAUCAAAUUGAUCGAAAAAACAAGCAUAUUUUAAUCCAUUGCAUAAGUCAUUGUCAUGUUCCAGAUAAACAACCGGUAAUUCACUUACACCAAAAAGUAUGGGCCAGGCACUCGAAACAUAAAAGGAUCACUGAAUGUCAAAUUGUAAAAAUUGGUAAAGCUCCUACAUGCAUUAUAAAAUUCAGUGAUGAUACAAUAUCAGACGUUUUUUCAUUAAAUGAAAUUAAGAAUUAUGGAGUAGAAGAUCCUCCAGCCAUUAACACAGAAAUACAGUUAGAAUCUGGUGAUAAAGGUUUAUUCUUGGGGAUAUAUUACAGGACCGUAUAUACAGUUUUAUAUAAUGAUGGCACAACUGAUUUUAUACACCCUGAGGAUAUAUACAGUGAAGAUGAGCAGGGUAUGGGCCGUUUAAAUCUGCAAGGCAAGCGCGGGUUAAAAAAAUAUCUAAAAGAAAAAAAAUUAACAUGGUUACAGAAAUUUAAUAAUUUAUCCAGCAUUUUAGAAGUUGUAAGCAAUUUAUAGUUAAUAUAUUUAACCUUGACAUUUGCAUUAAUUUUCCGGUUUUGUUCAAUAUAUUUUAUUUUAUUUUUAAAUUAUAUUAUGAUAGUAAUGUUCCUGCAGUUUUUUUCGUCCCAUUAAUUUUUUUUAUUUUAUAUUCAUUUUAAAUUACAACAUUUGUAUUAUUGAUACUGUGUUCAAAAUGUAUUUUUUCAUCGAUUUUAGAGUUAUAAGAAAAAUCAAUAGUUUAAUUUGACCAUUAUGUAUGUACAGUAUUGUAAUUAUUUUAUCAAAGUUUGUGUUCUAGUUGCUUUAUUUUAAAAUAAUUUCUCUUAAUUGUCUAUGUGUUAUGUUGCACAAUAAUGUUUCUUUACAUUUUAAGGUAAAACAAUUUAUUUUUGUUUGAUAAUAUAAUGAGUUUCCAUGUGAUCUCACUAUCCCGGGUGGUAUAUUAUAUGUUAAAAAUUUGUUAGCUAUAUUAACAUAUUUAUAUUAACCAUUACUUUAAUUUUAUUCAACAACUACACUCGAUUUAAGUGAUGGUUGAAAAAUCAAUAUCAUUAUUAAUUAUUCUAUUCGUAGAUAUAAGGUAAAGUUAUAUAUUUUUAUUUUUAUUUGUAAAUUUGUUUUACUUAACUUUUACAAUAUUAAUAAGUACCUACUUGUGUAGUUGUGUUUGUCUCAUGUAUUAUAAUUUUUUUUUGUGUUCAAUUAUUGUAAAAUAAUAUAAAGAAAACGCUUAAAUUAAAAAUAAAGGGAAAAACACUUUCUUUUUAAUAAUAUAGACUAUUAUAGCUUAUAGUAUUAU